This is a messenger RNA of Aspergillus heteromorphus CBS 117.55, 1002 nucleotides long. RefSeq lists its product as uncharacterized. The transcript has 5 exons. The record is from RefSeq and is a predicted model, not a curated record. Bases 1 to 1002 code for a protein of 333 amino acids. NCBI's taxonomy places the organism in Eukaryota, Fungi, Ascomycota, Eurotiomycetes, Eurotiales, Aspergillaceae.
AUGUCGGCAGCUGCCAUCCCUCCCAAUGUCAAUCGCAGCCCUGGUCUUAUCACCAGUCUAUGGGUUCCAUGGCCCUUCGCUACACUGCUUCUGAUAGCGCGGUUCUGGAGCCGAAUCGCAAGGCGAGACCUGGGUCUAGAUGACUGGUUCAUGCUCGUGUGCUGGGUCCUCUACACAACAGCCAUCUCACUGAGCACACUAAUGGUCAGCCAUGGCAGUAUCCGACACAUCGAGUAUCUGUCGUCGAGCGAGCUCACGUACGUCCUGAAGCUGCAAACCAUCAACGAGCCGAUCGGCAUGUUUGCCCUGAUCUUCGGGAAAAGCAGCGUAGCGCUGUUCAUCAAGCGCAUCUUCUCGGGGACCAAGAAGUGGCGUCGUUGGUUCCUGGACAUCAACGUCGUGCUGUACUUCCUCGUCAGUCUGGCUGUCCUGGGUAUCAUGUUCGGGCAAUGCACAUCGCCCGCUGCGCUAUGGGAGCCUGAGCUCGAGAUUAGCGGGAAGGUCAAGUGUAUCAAUUCCACAUUCGUCCUGGCCAUGUAUAUGCUUCAGGGUGCAUGGGGCGCCUACCUCGAUUUCGCCCUCGCUUUCCUCCCUCUCACGUUCCUCCUCGAACUAAAAAUCAACAUGCAAAAGCGAAUUGCUCUAUGCAUCCUCCUCGGCCUGGGUGUUAUCGCCGGCGUCUGCGCCUCUAUCAAAACCUGGGCGUUCACUAAAGCCGAAAGCACCACGGACGUGACCUGGAACGGCUACGCCCUCUACCUGUGGACAGCCCUUGAACUCGCGUUCCUCGUCAUUGCGGGCUGCAUUCCGCCGUCCAAGACUAUCUGGGAUUAUUUUCGUGAAGGCAAGCCCAUCCGUCUGACCCAGGCUUCAGCGAGCUAUAAGCUGUCGAAUCAGUCGUAUGAUGAUAAAGCGUCCCGGGGGGUGGGGAGCCAUGUUGCGUCGGUGGAGCGAAGGGGCGAUCUGGAUGAUGAGGAGUUGUUGUGUUUGUAUAGUGUUUGA